UCAAGUGUUUAUGGCAGACCAGUAUUAUUUAUGUUAUAAAAGGAAACACAUUGGCGGAGGUGUCAUUAUGCCACAAAUGAAUGAACAUAUUUCAAAUAUGAAGAAGGAUUUGUGUACUUAUAUAAUGAUUAUCUUUAUAAUUACACUAAGUGUUCUAUAACAUGGAUAUAGUUUUGUAACCUAUGCAUACACAACAAACCUCAGGACGGCUGUGUAGGGGGCGGAUUUCCCCAAAAAACAGACGGAUUACGAGGAUGUGACCUGGCCUUAUCUUUGUGCAAUUUCCAUUUGAUAUUUCGCUUGAAUGCAUACGUAUAGACAAUGAAACUGAUUUAGUACUACAGCAUCUUUGGCUAUUAGACAACACGGAUUUAUAAAAACAUGGCCUGCUUACCUUUCAUCUGCGACCCUAAAGUUAAGCGUGGGUUGAUGCCAAUAGGAGUCAAUAUUCUCCUCGUUUCUGUGCUGUUGUUCAGGCUGAUCUCGUCAGGAUGUGCCGUGUACGCCCUGGUGAUGCUACAUACCGACGCGGUCCUCCAGACGGUCCACACAUCCUUUGUUGACACACUGUAUGUGUUCGGGAGAAUUCCACUGGGAUAUAUGCUGGUCGUUAUAACGUAUUCCUGCGCAUGCGCAAUGAUGCCAGUACAGGUGAUCAACAGUGUGAUGGGCCUAGCAGGAGUGUUGUUUACCAAAAGAAGUAUUGUGUAUGCACACAUCUGUAUGUCCUUCUUCACGAUCCCUGUCAUGAUGGUAUACGCCGUACUAUUGGCUGGAGGUCUACGAGACUUCUAUUAUGGAAUCGACGACAAAUUCAGAAACGAAAUAAAUACUGGCACCCAUGCAGAUGACAUCAAAACAAAGUUAUCCUGCUGCGGAUUUUCAGGCGAGGACCCCUGUAUGAACUUCUACCUGUACUAUCCAUAUAAAAAAAUACCGGGGUGCUGGGACCUCUGGUCUAGUCCAUUCCACAACUUUUUGAGUACGAUGUUGGCGUUUGUCAUCAGCAUGCUUAUUCUAGAGGUACUGAACUUGGUCGUAACGGACUACGAAUAUAGAAAGUGGAGACUAAACGAAGAACCGGAAAGACCCGAAAAUACUGGCGUUCUACCAUACAUCUCCCGAGAUGCGUUUGGUGACAUUUGCGUCUCCAUAGUUCUCUAUUGGAGAAAAGGAGCGUUGUCGUUUGUCAUGCGAUCUUUGGCACUGUGCCAAGGUUGUGUUGGAGUGAGCCUGGUUAUCUAUGGAGGUUACAGCAUCAAAGAGUACCCCUCAUUUGUGUCAGAAUUUUCAAUUUCACGACUCAGGUUCAACAACAUAUAUUUCGAUGACUUAAUCAGAAUACUUUCUUCACUGCUGGUGUUGUGCGGGGGUGUAUCGCUUUUCACCUCUCUCCAGGGUGUCUCGGUUACCUGCGUGACGUCACGAGCGGCUUAUUAUGUGUCUGCACUUGUCAACAUAUUAGGCGUGGUGAUGACUGUGACAGUAAUCAUCUUCUGGGCCGUGUUUUACGCAAAGGUGAGAUAUGGUAUGGAACAAGAAGUGGAGGACUUAUUUUCCAUAUCACUGCGCUACGAUCCUUACCUGCAGUACGCUCUUGAUCUGGUCCAGACACUGAAAUGCUGUGGAAUAACAGGACAACAAGACUUCAUGAAUUUGGUCCCAUCGGGGACCUGGAACAGAAUUUCCCCACAUUGCAGUAAUUUUAGGCCUUGCGCUCCGGUUCUUCAGGAUCAUUUCAGGACAUUUUCGGGCGUAGGUCUGUCUCUGGUUUCUUUUUUGCUCCUUUUACAGAUGGUAUCCUUUAUAUGUGCCAACAAGAAGAUGGGGGAAUUAUCCACUGGAACAUCUGUGUCAGAAUCUGAAAGAACAAGACCUACUGCAGAACAUGAACCAAUUAUUCCUGCCGCUGAACAUGAACCAACUAGUCCUGCCGCUGAACAUGAACCAAUAAGUGUUAUCUCAGAACCCAUGCAAACUACUCCGGCCGUUCGUAAGGGUGUCAUUGGAAUUCUCAAAAGGAGAGUUACUCAGUUAUGGGCAGAUGAUAAAGCCAAUGGUGUAGGCAUCGUUCUUAAAUUCGUCACAUUGCUUUGCGGACUGUCUCUGGUUGUGACUGGCCUGCUGUUGAAGUUCGAUGAUAUAUUUGAUGACAUAGACCUUCAUACUUUAUUCUACAAGCUCGGCUUUAACAAUCGCCGGUUUACCUACUACUUAGUGGCCGUAGCGUAUUGCAUGCUGGGACUUGGCAUUUCGGAGAUGGCCAUAGUCUUUUAUGGACUCCUUAUCUAUUGCUGGAACUCUAAAUUCCUUGAAUACAUAUUGAUUGUGCUGCGAGGCAGUUUUUGUGCUGUGUUGAUAGUGAUAAUCGGGCUGAGUAUUGAGUCUAAAAGCAAUAUCGAUUGGACGAUGUAUGACCAGCUCAUCACAGAGUUCAAAACCUAUCAGAAUUAUUAUUAUGGAAAUCCUGGUAUAACUUGGAAUUUACUCUUCUUUAAGAUGGAAUGCUGUGGUGUCGGCAACUACGGGGAUUUCAACACCAUAACCAUGACAAACAGCAGGCAAAUACCCAUCUACUGCUGCAAAAAUGUAACAGAAUGGAGACCGGAUCUGGAUUCAGGGAUGGAGUCUUGUACUGACAGCCUUGUUGCUGACACUUUCCACGAAACGGGUUGCAACGACGCGCUCCUGGACAGAUUCGGGGGUUACAUGAUAACGUUUUUCAACCUUCUUUCUUUCCUGGUAAUAUUUCAGGUAUUUGAAAUUGUGUUGAGUGCACGCCGUAUACGCAUGCUCAAACCUGGUGACGCCAUUGAUAAAGAAAUCGGAAUCCUUAUGAAAUUGGUGAAAGUAAAAUUUUGUAAAAAAGGACCGUUGACGUUUGUCAUGCAAUCUUUGGCACUGUGCCAAGGUUGUGUUGGAGUUAGCCUGGUUAUCUAUGGAGGUUACAGCAUCAAAGAGUACCCCUCAUUUGUGUCAGAAUUUUCAAUUUCACGACUCAGGUUCGAUAACAUAUAUUUCGAUGACUUAAUCAGAAUACUUGCCUCUCUGCUGGUGUUUUGCGGGGGUAUAUCGCUCUUCACCUCUAUCCAAAGUGUCUCGGCUACCUGCGUGACGUCACGAGCGGCUUAUUACGUGUCUGCACUUAUCAACAUAUUAGGCGUGGUGAUGACUGUGACAGUAAUCAUCUUCUGGGCCGUGUUUUACGCAAAGGUGAGAUAUGAUAUGGAACAAGAAGUGGAGGACUUAUUUUCCACAUCACUGCGCUACGAUCCUUACUUGCAGUACGCUCUUGAUCUGGUCCAGACACUGCAAUGCUGUGGAAUAACAGGACAACAAGACUUCAUGAAUUUGGUCCCAGCGGGGACCUGGAACAGAAUUUCUCCAUAUUGUAGUAAUUUUAGGGCUUGCGCUCCGGUUCUUCAAGAUCAUUUCAGAACAUUUUCGGGCGUAGGUCUGGCUCUGGUUUCUGUUUUGCUCCUUUUACAGGUAGUAGCCUUUAUGUAUGCCAACAAGAGGAUAGGGGAAUUAACCACAGGAACAUCUGUGGCAGAAUCCGAACCAAUUAUUCCUGCCGAAGAACAUGAACCAACUAGUCCUGCCGCUGAACAUGAACCAAUUAGUGUUAUCUCAGAACCCAUGCAAACUACUCCGGCCGUUCGUAAGGGUGUCAUUGGAAUUCUCAAAAGGAAAGUUACUCGAUUAUGGGCAGAUGAUAAAGCCAAUGGUGUAGGCAUCGUUCUUAAAUUCGUAUCAUUGCUUUUCGGACUGUCUCUGGUUGUGACUGGCCUGCUGUUGAAGUUCGAUGAUAUAUUUGAUGACAUAGACCUUCAUACUUUAUUCUACAAGCUCGGCUUUAACAAUCGCCGGUUUACCUACUACUUAGUGGCCGUAGCGUAUUGCAUGCUGGGACUUGGCAUUUCGGAGAUGGCCAUUGUCUUUUAUGGACUCCUUAUCUAUUGCUGGAACUCUAAAUUCCUUGAAUACAUAUUGAUUGUGCUGCGAGGGAGUUUUUGUGCUGUGUUGAUAGUGAUAAUUGGACUGAGUAUUGAGUCGAAAAGCAAUAUCGAUUGGACGAUGUAUGACCAGCUCAUUACAGAGUUCAAAACAUAUCAGAGUUAUUCUUAUGAAAAUACUGGUUUAACUUGGAAGUUACUCUACUUUAAGAUGGAAUGCUGUGGUGUCGGCAACUACGGAGAUUUCAACAGCAUAACCAUGACAAACAGCAGGCAAAUACCAAUCUACUGCUGCAAAAAUGUAACAGAAUGGAGACCGGAUCUGGAUUCAGGGAUGGAGUCUUGUACUGACAGCCUUGUUUCUGGCACUUUCCACGAAACGGGUUGCAACGACGCGCUCCUGGACAGAUUCGGGGGUUACAUGAUUACGUUUUUCAACCUUCUUUCUUUCUUGGUAAUAUUUCAGGUAUUUGACAUUGCGUUGAGUGCACGACGUAUACGCAUGCUCAAACCAGGUAGCCCAAUUGAUAAAGAAUUCGGAAUCCUUUUGAAAUCUGUGACAGGAGAAGUUUGUAAUAAUAAAAUAACGGAUUCCAGUGAGGAAUUAGUGACAAGAGAACCUCAAUCUAACCAGCAACCCCAAACGGGUGAGGACAUGAAGAGAAACACAAUACUACCUUCUCUAGAUGUAGACGCUGCGCGAGGUCAACAACCCCCGCCGAACACGACCACGCUUCCAUCUGAGACAACGACUAAAGCGGAGAGCAGGGGACGGAGAAGUAAACGUCGAAGAGAUAAAAAGCGGCUGGCAAAAUCUACUCAUUCCGUGGAAGUACAUAGACUUGAAUCGGCUGAACAGGACGAGACAUUCGAACCUGUCACAUCGCAAGGUAACGAUUCAAUGAAGGUGGAACAGAACGAAGAUGACAAAGUAGCGACAGUAAGGCGCUUCGCUAGAAAUCCAUCAGCAAGGCCUCCAGCCGGGUCAGGUCGGAAGGGAAGACGCUCAGAAAAACAAGUCACUAUAGAAACAGAGAUUGAUAAUAAUCCAGCCAUUCUGGUAAGAAACGAAUCGGAAACGAAACCACAGACUAUGAAUGUUAACGCUUCUAGGAAGGAUGGCGAAAAGUAUAAAAAUGAUCGUCCAUACAGUAAUGGAGACCCGAUGCCUACCACAGCUCAGAGACCGAACAAUGAUUUACAGGGAAGCUUGAGUACAAUGCAUGCGGCCCCGAAUAUUAGUAAAAACACUAAUGUGGAAAUCGUUAGGUCCGCAGAAACAGUGCAUAAUGACAAUGCGUCUUCUGGUGAGAAAGCACGCGACAUGGAAACAAGAAAACGGGAGCAAGAGGAUGAAACAUUACUAAACACUGCCGAAUACAAUUUGGAUCAUAGUAGUACCAUGCUUGACAAAGAAAGUGACAAAUCGGAUGUGCAUCAACAGGAAAAUUCUAUUCUUGGAGAUAGUGGCGUAGAAGAGAAAUUUCCUAACGGGGUUACGUCAUACACUGCAGAAACGUCUGGCAGAAUAGAGAGAGAGACAGUGGUCUCAGACAGUAAAAAAGGUUGGACUGAGGAAUUAAGAGAGUCUGGGGUAUCAGGAAAAGAUAAAGACACAACUGAAAAUAUAAUGAAAUUUGAAAAGUUAGAUAAAGAAACCGAGAAUAAAGUGGAUUUUGGGAUCUCAGACGGACAUAUCGAGGAAGCUGUCAAUUCCGGGGCUGUAGACGGAUCUCCUGAGAAAGUUGUUAUUACUGAGAUUUCAGACGGACAAACUGACAAAGAAUAUAUUUCAGGGACAUCUGACAAACUUACUCAGUCUGAGGCACCAGGAACCGCUGGUAAAAUCAGUGACGCAAAAGAGGAGGAUGAGACGUUAAAUAAUAGUGAAAAGAAGGACAAUGAUUUCCCUUAUGUAUACGACGAUGAUUUCUCAGACGAGGACGAGGACGACAAUAACACUGGAGCUAUAGACUUGUUCACAAAGAUCGCCGGAGAUUAGAUCAAGCAGCAGUCUCCAUAUACUGCCACCGUUCGUACAGAGAAAAUUUGAAAUUAUAAAGGGGUUUGGCCAUUAAAUGAGGAAAAAGAAUAAAAUAAUUCAUAAGAAAACGAGAAAAGGGAGCAUUGAAAUAGUUUGACGGUUAGCGAGGUGGCAAAUGAAACAAGGCGCAUUAUAUCGAGGUUUUACUGCACUUCCUAUAAUCUGAAAUACAGGUCUUCUGAAAGUUUAGCGCCAAUAGUAUACGGGUGAUCUCAUUUUAAUUUUAGUGAAAUUCUAAAAUAAAUAAUUAACCUUUGCCGUUUUAAGAAUAGUAAUACUAAAAUACUGUUCACUUAUUAACCCCUAAAGAAUCAUUUAAGCUCUUCCAAUUCAAAGGUUGAAAUAGUCCAUUAUGAAAUUUCAGGGGUGAAUGAGUUUAUGUUGUUUUACCUUAGCUUUAGUAUAUUUCCAAGGUUAUCCUAUAUUAAUGUCUCUAAAAAAUGAAGUUAAACAAGAAAAUAUUUAAGCGGUGAUAAUAAUUAUUUUGUGGUGAUUAUAUUUUAGCAUUUAGAUUAGUUGAGGGAUUAAGUUAUUGGAAUUCAUCUAAAAUAACAGUAGAUAAAAAUAAACAUAUACGUAUAAAAACAGUUCGUUUAUGUACUUAUUUUCCUCUUAGCUGCGAUAUUUUACUAGCAGCCUUACUUUAAUGUCAUAUUAUCUUGUUUUUGCUGCAAAGUUUUCCUUACCUCCAAAUAUCAUGUACCUUUUAUUAAUAGUGUUUUGAAGGUGAUACUGUACACCGUAAACUUCUCGCCAUUUGACGGCAAAAUCCAUUUUCGUCCAAUGUUAAAUUGCUUUGCUCUCAUGAUAAAUUUACCCUCAUUACGGAGGGCGAAAGUUACAUUGCAGCGAAAAAUGUCGCGGUAUAUUCAGCAAUCUUUUAGCACUUUUUAAAAAGCUUGGUUUAGUUCAUGCAGUGUUUGUUUCUUUCGUGAAAAAAUAUAACUGAUGUGUUGGUGAUAAAUGUAAAUAUCAAAAUAACCGUCACAAAUACGAGUAAGCCUAUUCAAUUGAAAAUUAGAAGUCGAAGCAAACGAAAAAAAAACUUUUUUUUUAAAAUCGUAUGUCGGUCUUGUGUUUAUUUUUUUUUGAAUUGGGAUACGUUCACGCUGAUUACACUGUAUUUCCAUGGUAAAUUCACCAAAUAAAUUUCGACUGCGAAGAAAAUCAUUUUAUAGUAUCAGGAAAGUUUUAACAAAUGUCGAAUUAUAGGAGUCAUUCCAAAAGAAAGCGCUGACCAUUUAACUCUUUCCUGAUUAAUUAGCUUCGACACUUUAAAAAAAAGUUUUUACUUAUUAUUAAGAAGACUGUAAAUUUAAAGUGGUUUUUUUAUUUUAUUUUAAAGACAUCUAUUCAAUUAACACGUGCUCAACUGGAGUUGUCACCUCAUAACUUAACUAAAAUAGAAAGCCCUAAAUAAACUGCGAGCGCACUAAUGUCAAUGAACUGGUUUCUUUUAUUGAGAAAAUAAGAUUUGUUUCUGUUACAUAUUGUACAUGUAAUUCGAAAUCUCUACAAUAAUUUGUACACAUCCCAUGACGAAGUGUAAGGAAUUGCAUAACAGAUUUAUUUAAUUUUCCAUUUUUUUUGUUACUGCCGUUUUUUUUUUACUUUUCUUAUUCCGUCUCUGCGUAUUACAGUUAUCUUCUCUUGUGAGCAGGUAUUGAUUGUUAGUCAUUGGUUUGUGCGAGAAAAUUACGUCGUUU
Mizuhopecten yessoensis (Yesso scallop) is the source of this 7706-nucleotide messenger RNA. RefSeq lists its product as uncharacterized. Gene Ontology annotation, cellular component: membrane. The record is from RefSeq and is a predicted model, not a curated record. The transcript is spliced from 39 exons. Lineage: Eukaryota; Metazoa; Mollusca; Bivalvia; Pectinida; Pectinidae. The coding region runs from base 382 to 5958 and encodes 1858 amino acids.